This is a messenger RNA of Rattus norvegicus (Norway rat), 16943 nucleotides long. RefSeq names its product transcriptional adaptor 2B (gene Tada2b). Gene Ontology annotation, biological process: positive regulation of DNA-templated transcription. The record is from RefSeq and is a predicted model, not a curated record. Gene Ontology annotation, cellular component: SAGA-type complex; nucleus. Gene Ontology annotation, molecular function: zinc ion binding. Lineage: Eukaryota; Metazoa; Chordata; Mammalia; Rodentia; Muridae.
GGAGGGAAGAUACCAGAGGGGAGGAGGGGAGGACACCAGGAGAGCAAGGCCCUCUAAAUGAACUGAGCACAGCUCAGAUGAACUCAAAUGAACAGAGCUGAAGCAGCAAGCACAGGGCUGGCAUGGGUCUGCACCAGGCUAUCGUGUAUGUAUUUUACUUUUCAGUUUAGUAUUUUUUAUGGGACUUCCAAGUGUGAAUGGUGGGUCUCUGAUUCUUGUGCCUUCUCUUUUGCUUCUGUUGGUUUGCUUUGUCCAACUUCAAUGUUAUGGUUUUUGUUCUAUCUUAUUUUGUUAAAAAGGAAAGAAAUCUUGGUCUGUAGAGUCUGUACCUGGGCUCAUGUUUGUGCCCCAUUCAUGUAGUACAGUCAGAAGCACACAGCACUCAGGAACUAAAGCAUGUAAAACGUGGAUGAAUAAACAGGCUAGAUGGGGAAGGCCUCUUCUGAAGCAGUACUUUCAGGCUUGAAGGCCAGAGGAGCUUAAGUUAAGAUGCAAGUUCUCAUAAGGCCCAGUCUUAGCUUUGGAAGGAGUAAAGCCCAAGGGGAAGAGCCUUGGGGCUUGGCUGCCUGUGUGUAGCACAUGGACUGCUACCUGCUGAAGCAGCAGGAGUCUCAGGGUCAGGCUGAGAAUGCAGCCACUGAGCCUCAGGAAUAGGAGGCACUGUGACCCCCUCUAUCUGUGCUCUCUUAGGCCAGUUGCUUUACUCCUCUGAGCCUUGUUUUUCUCCAUCAAAAGCACUACAUCUUGGAUUUGUGACUCUUUUCCGAGCUUAUAUCCUGUUACACUGAAGCAUGUCUCACUUUGGACCUGUAUAGAACCUAUGCCAGUCUACGUUGUACCCUUUAUGUACAUGUCGUGUGACUUGCACAAGCAGCACCGUGGGGGUGAAUUUAUGGUCUUAGUUUGCAGUUGAAAGACGGCAACUUUGAGAAUAAAAGCUACUUGCCAAGAAUUCCAUAGCUUUGCCCCUGAUAACUAGGUGUGAUUAUAAUUUGGACCUCCACUACAGCACUAAGAGCAUUAAGUAAUGUGGUUGGAGACCAGAAGCUUACUGAUACAGUAGUGGAGGUGCAGUACCACCAGAAGGCUUUCAUACCAGCCAUAGCUAAGACCUGUACCACAGAGAAGUCACAGAGCGCUCAUACCAUAGAAGGGAGAGUGACUGAGGAAGAGGUGGCCCUCAGCAACACACACAGGUCAGGCCUAGAGGCUCCAGACAGCUGUCCUGUGGUGGGCUCUGCUGGUUCAGUGAUGUGUGAACUCUGGAACACAUGAGAACAAAUAUGCAGACAUUCAGAGCUUCAGGAUACUCUAAGCUUUAGUAGAUGAGCCAUCAAUUUUGUUACUUGGCUCUGAGGACAUCAGACUGUCACAGAAGAGGCAGUUUGAGAGAACCAGCUCCUCUACAGGGGCGUCCAUCAGGGGAAAGCGGGGCUCAGGCAAGUGUAUGUGGUUUUGAGUGUAGUAGAGGAACCAACGGAGAAAGUACUUGUCCCUGGGGGCAGGUGGAGUAGACUCUUUAGAUGACAGUUGACACCCAAAGGCUGAACCAUGCCCAAUGUGCAGAUUCAUUCCUCUACCCACUGGCAUGUGUUCUGCAGUCAGUUAUGUGCUAACCCCUCUGGAGAGACACUGCUGGGUCAGCUGUGACCUUGUGGUGUGACUGAGUAGAACUCUAUCCAGUGUGGAGAAGGACAAGAAAAGGCCGCAUAGGUGGGAAGGUAGCCUGGAGGAAGGAGGUAUUUUUUGAUCUAGGAGUUGGUUGUAUUUGUGGGUUAGGCAGAAGUUUGGCUUUACUGAGUAGAAGGCUGGAGACGAGGACUCUUCCCAUGGAAUGGUUAAGGAGUGUAGGUGAACUUGUAUAGAAUCAUGAGUGGAAAAGCCUUAAGCCCCAGCCAAUGUGUGAUUGGGGUGUUUAAAGCUUGGCUCUGAAGACAUCAGACUAUCACAGAAGAGGCAGUUUGAGAGGACUAGCUCCUCUACAGGGGUGUCCAUCAGGGGGAAGUGGGGCUUAGACCAACGUAUGUGGUUUUGAAUGUAGUAAGAGAAACCAGCAGAGAAGGUUCUUGUCCCUAGGGACAAAUGGAGUACCCUGGGUAGCACAUCUACACCCAAGCUGAACCAUGUGCCAGGUGCUAGACAGGGUUAUGAUGAGGAUGUUCAUUGCCUGGUGCCAGGCCUCAAGGCCGGUGUGUUAUACUAUUCCCUUAUUCCUCUGAUUGCCCACACUCUGAGGCAGAUCCCCACCCUCUCACCCCCUUACUGUGAAAAGCCAACUGUACUGAAAGUCUUUGUGGCCCAUGCCUUGUUAGAUCACUGACAGUAUAGUACCGACCUGUUGGUGCCAGGUACCAGCCCAGGUACUGACUUGUCAUCUGUAGGAACUCUCAGGCUGUAGGACCAUCACCCUUUUCAUCAGUGCAGAAGACUUUCUUAGUUAGCAGCAGGAGUGAGUCACCAGCCUAUGUGUCUGACAGAAGGAUUGGUAAACAUGAUAAGGACAGACUAGAGGAAGAAAGAUCCCGAGUAGGGAAACAGCUAAGGGGUCAUGUAAAACACUGACUCCCAAUUGUUAGCUGAAUCAGAACAACCAGGAGAGUGCACUUAAAUACAAAAGAGGCUGGAGCAGGGCCCAAGGAAUGAGGUCUCAGAGUUGUCCAAUACCUCAGAAGAGUAGUGUGAGUCAGCCAUCUCAAGGACCAACUGUGCCCUGUAAGGCAGGAAGAAAAGUCAUGUCUAGAUGUCCCUUUGCAUUAACUGGCAGAGCUAGCCUGCUAGCUACUAUCUCAGGGAAUUGGUAGUGGCCUGACCUGCCUUUUUCCUGACCACACUGUUCUGUUGCCCCUCUCAAGACCCUGGGAGGGUGUGAUCUGAGGGUGCACAGAGCCAUGAUGGGGUAGCAGGUGCAGCAGUGGCUUAGCUGUGAGAGCUCACUGGGGGUUUGAGAGGCUGACAGCAGCUUUGUCCAGUACUGACCAUCUGGGGACAAAGAGAAUGAGGUAGAACUGCCUAGGAGCACUUUGUUGGGUACGCUGUGAUCAGUGCUUUGUACCUGCCCUUUCCCUGGGUGGCUUCAAAAUUCUUUCAAGGGCAUUGUGUUUCCUUUUUCUUCCUGGCCUUGUAGAUGCUGCCUGUUUCCUGGCAGCCUUUUAAUGCACCUCCCCAGGAAAGGGGUUUGUCUUUCGAUUUUGCCCCUUUGGAUAAAGGCUUUCAUUUGAAGAGGGGGAAGAGGAGCUAGGGCUCCCUCUACACAGAGGACACACAGUCCUUCCUACCCCAAAGUCCAGCCUCAAAGUUUUUAGGAAAGAAAGCCCAGCCCCUGAUUAUGGCCAACCUCAGCCUGAUUUGUGCCUCACAGUCCAGUUGCUGGGAGAAUAAAGACAACAGUGGAGUUAAGUGUCAGCUGGGUUGUGGUGGGGUUGUCUACUGAAGAGGAAGGACAGGAAGGAAACUGUGGGGCCCGCCCGAGUCAGUCAAGGUGCUGGAAAUGUCAGGAACUGUGUGCAUAGCACCCUUCCACCAGUCUGAUUGGGGGCCUGCCAUGCUGUGGGGCUUGAGAGCUGGUUGAACCAGGAAAGAGCAGUGGCCUAUAGUCCAGCCUUGAUGUGUGAUCACAGUGUCAGGGAGUCUGUAAUGCAAAGACGCGCCAGCAUGUGCUGCACUGACAAUCAUGAGAGGCUUGAGGCUCCAAGCAUGUGGUGACAGGUAGUACUCCUGACCAGACUGCUAAAUUUGAGAUGCGCAGUAUUGACCUGCCAUGUGGCCUAUGGUAGCUCACCCAAAGGUUUACUGACCUUGAACUAUGGGCAGUGAGAACACUGCUCUCUUGGGUACAGCUACGAGGUCUCAGUGAGAUGAUGUAUGUAGGUACACUUACCUGUUACUUUUAAUUGGACUACAACAAAACCCCUAAGAGGAGCAAUCACAGACUGGGAAGCAACAAAAGUGAAGGGAACAGAAGAGGUAGAGCCACAAGGGAAGCUUUGGAAGACUGUGCACUUGGACCACUUACACACAAGUAUACUCACAGUUUGAGUGAACCUAAUAGUUCCUAAUAGCAGGAGUGAUGAUGUUGGAGAUCAUAAGACUGCCUGGCUCUGGGUACUGUGCUUGUGCCUCCCAAUGCAUCUGACCUUCCCCUACUGCCUUGUGAAUGGGACCUCGGCUGAGAAUCUCAAGUUCUUGAACUAAGUGGUCAGCAAAUCCAGUCAAAUCAGUGACCUCUCUCUAGGUUGUGUAAGAGACCAAAGAAGGGACUGGAGAGAUGGCUCAGUGGUUAAGAGCACUGACUGCUCUUCCAGAGGUCCUGAGUUCAAAUCCCAGCAACCACAUGGUGGCUCACAACCAUCUGUAAUGAGAUCUGAUGCCCUCUUCUGGUGUGUCUGAAAACAGCUACAAGUGUACUUACAUAAUAAAUAAAUUAAAAAAAAAAAAAAAAAAAGAGAGACCAAAGAAAGUGGAGAAUGGUUAGGGAAUAGACCUGAUGUCAUCCUCUGGCCCCUGCACCACAUGCAUAUACACACAUGUAUCUAAAUCUUUGCAACUGAGAAGCCUUGUGCACUCUCUGAAUAUCUCACUAAGGAGCACCUCUGAGAAAACUAGACCCUGUCUGACCUGAGUGAUUGUGUCUUUGCUGGACAGGGUCAGAGGCUCUGUGAGAAUCAGCAGCACCAGCCAUAGUGAUGCCUUGGUGUUUUAGACUGCUUAAGAGGAAUGAGCAGGGGGAAAUAGAAGGCUAAUAGUGACAUUUAAAGUUGGAGUCAUGUAAAGCCCCCCACCCCCAACUCCGAAGACCAGAGUUUAUCCCUUGCUAUAAUCUUCACUUUCCUCCUUAGGAGUCUUAGGAGAACCCGCCACUGCGUCUCAGAACUGCUUUCUUCAUUCUGCUUUGUUAAGGUUAACCUACAGUGACUCAGGCCAGUGGGAGGGUCCAGGAGCUCUGUGUUCCAGGUGUAUGUGCCAUAGGAGGCCCAGAUUGAGGGCUCCUUAGCUGAAUUGGGCCUUUUUACCUCACACAGUACCUAGCUUAUGAUCAGGACAGCCAUCAGCUCCAACUGGCCAUCAAGGGCAUAGAAAUUGGAUCAGGAAUGACCAUUUGGGGUCCAAAGCAACUUGACCCCACUAAGCUGUGUAUAGCCUGCAGUUCAAAAGAGGUAUUGCUGGUUCUGGAACUGGUGUUGAGAAUAGCAACCGGGAAAUGAGUGUGCAUUUUGAGCAAUUACUUUCUGAAGUGGCUUUAGUGGUUGACUUUAAGGAAGAGGCCUCUUGGCAAAAGGAAAAGAUUGAGGGAGCCAUUCAGUUUCCUCUCUUGGCAGAAGUGGAGAAUGCAUUCAGCAGUGGCGGCACUGCAGUUAGCCUCUGAAUACACAUCAUCUCCAGCCAUCUAAGAGGAACACGUUUCCAUUCUAGAACCCAAGGCUGGGACAAAGCUAAAGGAGUUCUGGCCUCUUGUCCUAGAGAUGCAAAAAGAAACGGUCCCCUUUGUAGUCAUUCUGUGUGGACUUGCUUGCCCUUGGGCAAGUUGGCAAGUCUGCUUUCUAGUCUGAGUGAGAAGUGUGUCCUCUGACACCAGAUUGUCUUCAAAUGUUCUUCAGGGUUUUCAGUGGGUAAAAUGUCCAAUAGCACAUGUCUGGUUUCUCUUUAAGAAGUCAAAGAACAAAGAAUGAAUUUUAGCCAGCUCUGUCACUAGUUCCCCCAUCGCCUUGCACAAGUCUGGAUCUUCCUACUCAGGAAGACAUGGCUGCUCAUGUUGGUGCUUCUCGGACUCCCCAGGAAGUGAUGGAGCACUACGUUAGUAUGUAUAUCCAUGGGAACUUGGGCAAAGCCUGUAUCCCUGACACCAUCCCCAACCGGGUGACAGAUCAUACCUGCCCCAGUGGAGGUCCUCUCUCACCCAGCCUUACCACACCAUUGCCCCCAUUGGACAUCUCAGUGGCUGAGCAGCAGCAGCUGGGCUACAUGCCGCUGCGAGAUGACUAUGAGAUCGAGUACGACCAGGAUGCUGAGACGCUCAUCAGUGGGCUGUCUGUGAACUAUGAUGAUGAUGAUGUGGAGAUUGAGCUCAAACGUGCUCAUGUAGACAUGUAUGUGCGGAAGCUGAAGGAGAGGCAGCGCCGGAAGAAUAUUGCCCGAGACUAUAACUUGGUACCAGCCUUCCUGGGCAAGGACAAGAAGGAGAAAGAGAAGACAUUGAAGAGAAAGAUCACCAAGGAGGAGAAAGAGCUGCGGCUGAAACUACGGCCACUCUACCAGUUCAUGUCCUGCAAAGAAUUUGACGAUUUAUUUGAAAACAUGCACAAAGAGAAGAUGCUCCGCGCCAAGAUCAGAGAGCUGCAGCGGUACCGGCGCAAUGGCAUUACGAAGAUGGAGGAGUCGGCUGAAUACGAGGCUGCCAGACACAAACGGGAGAGGAGGAAGGAGAACAAAAACCUGGCCAGCUCUAAAAGGGGGAAGGAGGAUGGCAAAGACAGCGAGUUUGCAGCCAUCGAGAAUCUUCCAGGGUUUGAGCUGCUGUCAGAUCGGGAGAAGGUUCUCUGUAGCUCUUUGAACUUGAGUCCUGCACGCUAUGUGACUGUGAAGACUAUUAUAAUUAAAGAUCACCUCCAGAAGCGGCAAGGGAUCCCCUCUAAAAGUCGCCUUCCCAGUUAUCUGGACAAGGUCCUAAAGAAAAGGAUUUUAAAUUUCCUCACAGAAAGUGGGUGGAUAUCUAGGGAUGCUUCCUGAGGCAGACGAUGCUAAAGCAGCUUGUGAGCCAAAUGAUCGGGGGCUUCCCCCAACAUUGUUGCUCUUUUAAACAAAUCGAAUCCUUUUUUCAAGGCUUAAUUUUUUUCAUAACCCUCUGGAAGAAGCAAUAGUAGCAAUCUUAAAUUUGACUCAUGGGGGAGAUAAGCGUGUGUCUUUUUAACUUAGUCCUAAGGUAAUCCUUUCAGAAGACAGCCUGCCUUUGUGUUCCUCUGAAGACUGUCCCCCACCUUGAGCGAGUACCCUUUAUUUCAUGAGCCUUUCCCCGUUUGGGUUUAGAAGCUGUUAUGCUGUGGGAGCCAGGAGCUGUGUGUUCCUACCAUCAGCUUUUCCUUGGUGACACAAGCUUUUACUCAGGUGGGCUGGUGUUGGCACCCCUUUGCUGAGCCCACUGCUUACCCCCCCUCCACCCCCAGCUGACACCCCAAGCACAGCCCCGGCACACCGCACUUUACCGGGAGGCAGGCUGUGCACAGAACCCUCUGCUGUGGAGGCCAGAGACCACCACCAGGCCCGCUCCCCACUGAGCCACUUAGAAUGAGCCCUUCGUUUGCACACAGUGACCACAUGAACUUCCACUUGCCUGACUACAGCCAUUUCAGGCCCUCAAUAGUGCUUCAUCUUAGCCUGGCCUAGCCUGGGCUCCCUGGGCAGGCUCUCUUGGCACAUUCUUGUCCCCUGUAAUUGGGAAAGCAGUUAAUGGAAGGGCCACAGGGUCAGGUGAGGGCUGCCUUUCGCUGCUGUGAACGCUUAGAGUACACCUGACUUGGAAGGCCCUUUUGAGUUCAAGGCAGGGUGUGCAGUGCUGAGAUGGGGCAGUAGGUGCUGAGGACUUCUACCACCAUUGCGGAUUCCCGUUCACUAACUAUUAAGAUGUGCUAGCUAGCCUGGCUCAGUGAGCUGAUCAGGGCAUGGCAGGGGGCCUGGAAGCACAGAGCACCCUGCUUGUGCCUUGGAGCCUGUGCACUGCUUUGAUUUGUGAUCUUGAAACAAACUCAGAAAUGGCUCCUUCCCAGCCCUACUGAAAAGCUUGUUUCUGGGGCCUCCUUCAAGGAUUCAUGGUACCUUCCUUCUAAACUUGAGGAAGGCGUUUGUCUUCCGGCUGCUCAGGGCUUUCACGCCCAGACCCUGCUUUAGAGUCCUGGAGUGACCACAGCCCCUACCCCCUGUCCCUGAGGUACAAGAGCCUGUUUACCUCAUAGAGUGUUUGGGCUCGGAAGUAAAAGUGAAGUUAUUUUGAAGAAAACAACUCAUUUCCAAGGACGACAUGACGACGUGCCUUUUCAUUUUACAUCCUCUGUCCCCUAGGGUAAGUUUUUCAGCAUUAAAUAAAACAUUUCAAAUAUACCGUAUAUGGCUUUAGUUGUAAAGUGCAUUGUGGGCUAGCAGGGGAGUGCCCUGUGAGCCAGGCCCAGAUUCCUCUUGACACCAGAAGAUGCUGAGCAGUGGUGUCAGGACCAGCUCCACACUGCCCCCUGCAGCUGAAUAGUGGACCUAGUUGGUGUUGCUGAACAGCGAUGGGGUGGUUGGUGCUCAGUGCCUAGUUAAGCCAGUGGUUCUCAAAGUAGGGUUCCCCAGGCACUGUCAGAAAUACAGUCAUACCCCAUGUAACUCUCGAAGCAGAGAUUUGGGGGCUUCAUUAACAGGAACUAGCAGGGUGUUUUUCAAACCGUUCCCAUGGCUGGGAUGCAAGCUUAAGUUUGAGAACCACUGGUUUUGUCCUGGUGUCUCCAGCACCAGUCCCAGCUUGGUGAGGUUUGAAGUUUCAGUGUGUCUUCUACAAAAUGACAGCCAGACCUACAUUAGCUUGAGAAGCAGAGGAUUCUGUCAACAAGUGGCCAAGGGCUGUUGGACAAAAAGCUGUGCUUAAGCAGGCAUAUAGUGUGUGUACAUCUUUCGAUGAUAUAAAUUUAUUUGGGCGUGACUGUUUUAAAACACCAUAAUGAAUGUAUAAUUAAUUUAUGUUCAAGUAUUAAUAUUGUUACAAGGGAAAAGUAAUAUUAGGAUUGUUUGCUCUCCUGUCUGCCCCAGCUGUUUCUGGCAUAUUACUCUUUGUUAGCUCAGACAUUGACAUGUUUGUAUUUAAUUCUCUUGAUAAAUUAGCUACUACAUCCCCAUGGAACCAAGUCUUUUCAAAUUUAAACAAACUGUCUUUGAGUCAGAAAAGUUAGAUAAUUCUUCAACUGUUUGAAAUAAUGCUCUCUGGGAGGCCAACAUUCCAAGAAUGUAUUAAGAACUGAAACCCUACCAUUUUUAUUAUUCUUUUACAUUAAAUUGUUGAGAACAGAGUUGUGUCUGUUUGCUUCUUGAUCCUCCAGCUUCAUAGCACACUCUGCUGUUAAACCAGCUUUUGACCCAAGGUGGUAAGCUGCUGUCGGCAGAGCAGAAGGCCUUGUGGGCCAUGCAGCUACACAUCACAGGGAGUCUGAUCCUGAAAGGGCCAAAGAUUUCCAUGGAGCAGGGCCCAUUUCCAGCUGCCUCUGGUUAGCCGAACUCAACAACUUAGCCAGCUGCUUCCAGUCAUUAGACUUGCAUGUGGCUGAGCAAGACCUGAAUUUCAAGGGGAAAUGUGUGCAUAUCUCCUGUUAGUGCUGACUGAUUUAUAAAUAUCACUAGUCAGGCUAGUCAUACCUGACUGGUUCCAGGAAACUAAAACCAGGGUAUGCAAGUGGCUUAUAUAAAAUAGCAUAUAGCUAUGCAUUCUCCACAAUGCCAUAUACAGACUUAAAAAUCCCGUUCAUGUUUGAUGUCAACCAUUCUUAGACCUCAUUACUGUGUUUGAGUGCAUGUGGAGGUCAGAGGGCAACUCUUGGGAUUCCUCUCCCUUCGUGGGUUUCCAGAGACUCAGCUCAAGGCUUUUAGACUUGGCAGCAGGCACCUAUACUGGCUGAGUAACCUUGCUGGCCUCUGACAGUUUUUCUUCAGUCUGACAUGGAGCCUAUGAACAAGGCUGACUAGACCUUCAGAGCUUUGUGCUGUUCAGCAGCUUUAGCUGAAAAGGGCUGACUAUGCAACCACAGGAGUCUGGCAGUGUGUGCGGUAAUGCAGCACGUAAAGGCACAUUUUCUCGGUGUGUCAGGCUGCCCUUCAUCUGGCUUGUUUUGUCUAAAUAGUUCAAAACAGCUUAAAGGGAGAAACUCAGUGAUGAUGGAACCUUGAAUUUGGGGAACAUUACGUUAUCUUUCAAAUUUAACAACACAACAGAAUACCCACACCUCUAUGGCUUUACCUCUUCUACCCUGGCUUCUACACAGGUAUAAUCAAUGCCUUACUCACUGCUGCUGCAUGGCUUCCUUUAGAUCACCAUUCCAUCAGCUCUUCUGAGCUCAAUAUAGAAAUGGGGAAGAGUCUGGCUGGUGAGAGCCUAAAUUCAGCUUCUCAUGUGUGUUGUGGCUUUGGCUUCCUGGCUUUCUCCUAUGAUCUGUAUUAUAACUCUCUGUAAGGCCUGUGUACAGCCCAGGCCUAUGCAGCUCCAAGCUUGAAGAGCUACAGCUGAGUAAGCUAGGCUUUCUCACCAGAUCUCCAUUAGAGACAAAAUCCAAUACCAGAAAGUGGAAGAUAAAAGAUGAGCCUUUUAAUUCCCUUAACCACAACCUCCUGAGUGGAAAUGUCUAAAGCAUGCCAGCCACGCAGUUUUACAGUCAAAAUAGAACCCUGUUUUGAUGAACCCCGCCCAGCUGUAAUGCAAGGAGCUCAUUAAUAAAUACACCAGGACUCUGUCAUUUCAGAGCAAGGGCAGGCAUAGAAAGCCCAGUAUUUGGAAGGAAUGUGCUCUUGAACGUCUUAGCUUUGCUGGCAACAAGUGUUCCCAUUCUGGCCCUUCCCGGCUUCCAGGGAGGACCACCGCCUGAGUGACACCAGCGCCUUGGCACUCAGAGGUAGACUGUGCAGCACAGAUGUAGCCAAAGACCUUUUAUUUGUGUAAAGUACUUAAUCACAAGGUGGAACAGAUACAACGUUAGCAUGCUACUCCUGAGGCCCUGCUGGCCCUCUUCUGAAGUAGGUAAUGCUAAACUCAAUGACCAGACUCCCAGAGUCUCUGACACAGUGUGCAAGCAGCUUCAUGUUCUGCUUAGCUUACUUAAGAUUUCCAACAAGGCUGGGCAAGGGUCAGAUGUGUUCACAGAUGAGAAAUUACAAGCCCGCCCACCCUUUGAGUUCUAGCAAGUGACCUACAAAGUCCAGAGCCUUGAGGGAGAGAGCUAAGCGUCCUUCACCACCCCCACCAAAGCUGGCCUCAGGGUGCGUCCAUGCAGCUUGUAGCCCACCUUACUAACUAGUGCCACAGUGCCUGGUUCUUUCCCCUCCACAGGGGUGUGGAACAAGGCCUCAUGUUCAUAAGGGUCGAACUUUGCCCCAAUGGGGUCAAGCCUGAGCAAGCCGUGUUUUGUGAACACCUUCUGAAUCUGGACUUCAGUCAUCACGAGCCCUUCAUAAAGACUCUUCAGGUGAGGGUUGUUGUUGCUGACCUCCUCCUUUGGAACACUCUGGGUUGCCUUCUCUAGGAUGUCUGCAACCUCCAGCAAGUCCUUGCAGAAACCCUGGAUGCCUACAUGGAGGAAAAGAUGGUCUGCACUUAGUCUCAAUUGCAUGGGUUCCUCACACAGAUGGAUGUUCAUGAUUCCUGGUCAAAUCAUAUGCCAAAGAACCACAGUACUUUAAUAAUUUAAAGCAUCCAAAGGAGCCUUCUCUGGGAUAAGAGCAGUUAACAUGUGCAAAAAUGAGUAGGAAAGGAAGAAAACAGGUAAAAAGGGAAAUACUUAAUGUGCCCUUGAGGCUCCCACACCAAGGUGGCAGGCCACGGCCAGCUGAGCAACACCAACAGGUAAAGGUGGUGGCAGCCCCAUCACAGCCACAUGCUCACAGCUGCAGCCCUGCUCCUUUCCCUCAGAGACCACAGUGUCUGCUCACCAUAUAACUUGGCCUCUUCUACCAGCUUCUGGCUUCUCUGCCGUAGAUUCUCGGUAUCUGCCAAAGCACGUUUGUAUUUUUCCUUGGGGGACAAGGGGGGACAUUAUGUAACAAACUGUAAGACAACCAUUCUGAUUUUGAAAUAAUUAAACACAUUCCAAAUCACAACACAAAUACAACCUGCCAUCAGCUGAGGUUUUGGACAAAACCAGGACAGUAGAAAAGUAAUUUAUAUCCCUGCUAGUGUCUACAAGAAGCAGGGAAUGUUCUACCCAAGCCCACAAUAGGAAAGAGCUAGAAGGUCCUUAUGUGCUGACCGAUACCUGUCACCUGUGGGGGAAGAAUGUUACUUUCCUGUCCAACCUGAGGGGGUAGAAGCACAUCACUAGGGCUCACCAACCUCAGUUCCUGCCUCCAAAGAGAGGAAGGAAGAUCAGCUGGUAGGAAAUCUCAAGGAGGCUGAGCUCACAUGCCUGGCUAGAUUAUUACUGGGGUCAGAGACGAUCCUUGCCUCUCUCCACUGUCCCUGUAGCUAUUUCUGACCAUCUUCGGCUUAAUGUCCACUGGUGGACUCCAGAGGUCUCUACUAUACCUCUAACCUCAGUUUUCAGGCAGUCAUGGGGCAAGGUUCUAAGACAGCUUGUCCUGGUCUAGCCUUGGUGACUUGGGAAAUGAAGGGACCACAGUGACAGCUAUAUGAGUGACACUACAAAUUGCCCACAUCCUUAAGGAACUUGACUGGUGCCUGCUUUUCAAUAUAGGGUGGUAAUUGCUACCACUGACUCCCAUACUCAACUCCUAUGUUUAAACUUUUCUGGUUCCCUUUGAGUCCCAGCUCAGCCAUAACAAGUCUUCCUCAUUCAUAUGGAAAACACCAUAGUAUCAGAAUUGUACAGCCAACACAGAAACUCCCAGGUCAGUAGCGGAGCCAAGAGGGUUUGAACUCUAGUUCCUAUUUGGCAGUUUAGUUUGCUACCUGGGUCUGCAGCAGGCAGUAAACAAUUAAAUGGCUCUGCUCUGUUCCCUGUGAACUUGGAAGCUGCCGUAUGGAUCAUGCAGGCAACCAUCCAACUGAGGGUCCUUACCAUGGUCUCCUUCAGCUGCUCUUCCAGCUUCACCUUCUCUUCCAGGAGGGUCUUGUCUGCAGAGGAUGGAUCUGUCUUUGGCUCACAAUGCCCCAAGUCCUCUUCCAGGUUCUGGCCAUUGUUCUUUUGUUUUGUAGCUGUGCACAACAAGCGAGGAGAAGGCCUAAGGAAAAGCCCACACAUAAGUGAAGACAGCCUUUCAGCAUGUUAAAGACAGCGAGCAGAUUUUUAAGACAUUUGGGCUUUUGAGAUGGCUCAGUGGGUAAGGAUACUGGCUACCAAGCCUGACAACCACAUGGUAGAAAGAGCCAAUUUCUCACAAGCUGCCCCAUCCUCGACACACACUUGCUGUACAAAUAUUCAACCCUCUUCCCCUAACAAAGGAAAUGUUUAAAACAAAAAUUAUAAAUUUGGGUAAUUUCAAACUAUUCGCUAGAAAAGACUUAGAUCUCACAAAGGUAAUUGUGACAUACAAAAGGCAUGUGCUAUGGGGCUGGGGAAGUGUCUCAGUAGGCAAAAGACCCUGCAGUACAAUACUAAGACCUGAGUUUGCACUCCCAGAACCCACAUAAGAAAGCCAAGUAUGGAGGCACACCUAAAGUCCUAGCCUUGAGGUGGCAGAGACAGGCACUUCAGAUUCCUGAAGUCCACUGGCCAGCCACCUUAGUCAAAUCAUGAGCUUCAAGCUGGCUUAUUGGGUCAAGUCACCAAGCCAGUCAUGACACAGUUCCCACGACCUAUAUGGUGGAAGGAGAAAACUAAUUUCUACAAGUUGUCCUGACUUCCACACAUUUGCUAUGGCCCCCAACAAAUAUGAAAAUGAGGGUGGGAUAGAAGAAAGAUACCUGAUGUUGACCUUGGGCCUUCCCAAUGUGCUCACAUCACAUACACCACCCAAAGAAUGUGGAUGCCUUUUUAGGUGUGUCAGUAUGAGUGUAUGCCACAUGAGUGCAGUGUCCGAGGAGACCAGAAGAGGGAUGCCCUGGAGCUGGAAUUACAGGUGGUUGUAAACUGUCCAAUAUGAGCUUGGGUCCUACAGAAAAGAAGCAAAGACUCAACCACAGAACCAUCUCCUACUUCUGCCACUAUCCUAAGAGUCUUUAAUUAACAGUAUAUGGCAUAGGUGGCUCUAGCUGUCCCAUCAGGUGGUAUUAAUGCACUCUGAUACCCACCAGCUAACAGGAUCAACUGACAAAAAGACAAUUCACAGAAAGCAGCCCUGUCAUUAAGUGACAUGUGACUAUGAACAAUCUGUAAUCCACGCUUGGCCUAGCUGUGUUCCUUAUCUAUCGUGUUCUAAGGUGUCUCCUAGAGUCCAAACACUCAGACUCCUUCAUAGAACAAGGCCCACUGCACAUGCUGCUGAUGACAGUGGCCUAAGCAGAAAUCUUGUCAUCAGACAGAAAAAGUAAACACCCAAAACACAGUCACCUAUGGCUGCAGGGAAAUCCAGGACACUUGUUUUUCUUUUCUGAGCCAGGGCCCUGGCUGGCUUGGAAUUUGAUAUGUAGAACAGGUUGGCCCCAAACUCAAUAGGGCUCUGACUGCCUCUGCCUCAGUUAAAGGUGUGGACCGCAAGCUGAUUUAACAAAAAGAAAAAAAUGUGUUGCUAUUAUAUUUAUUAUGUGCUUGUUUGUCUGUCUGUCCAUGUGUGCCUUUGUAUGUGUAUAUCUGUGUAAGUGUAUGCCACGUGAGUUUGGGUACCUAUGAAAGCCAAAACCACUGGAUACUUUGGAGCUGGAAUUGCAGGCAGUUGUGCUCUGUCUAAGUGUGGGUGCUAGGAACUAAACUUGAGUCCUCUACAAGAAUAGCAAGCACUCUCAGCCACUGAGACUUCUCUCCAGCCCCUGUUUUUCUUUCUGAUGCAUUUGUUUACUCCGAGAUUGAGUCUGGCAAUAAAUUUGCAAUCUUCUAACCUCAGUCUCCCAGGUGCUGAGUCCUGGGAUUGCAGUGCGCUCUUCUGCACAGAUCCAAAGCAGGCCCAGGUGAGUUACAGGGUAGGGUGGGUAAGCGGUGCAUUUCAGGAACUGGGAAUCACUUGGACAGAGGGGUGGAAGUGGGAGUAUGAGCGUUGUGCAGAGGAAAGGCAAAGAGAAGUCUAAUGAAUCCUCGACAUGAACCUGAAGAGGCAGCCAGGAGGUAUGGGAUCUCCUGGAGCUGGAGUUACAGGCGGCUCUGACCCACUGUGGAUGCUGGGAAUUAAACCCAGGUAGGUCCUCCACAAAAGCAGCCAGUGUUUAACUACCGACCCCCCCAACCCCUGGCCCCAGCAGUGACCUCUUAAUUUUAUUUUUUAUUCUGUCAUGCUUUUAAAAAAGCUAAGAAUCUGGGCUGGGGAGUUGGCUCAGUGGUGGAGAGCAUUUGUUAUUCUUGUAGAGGACCUAACUUUGAUUCCCAGGUAACAACCAGCUAAUUGUAACUCUUCUGACCUCUGAAGGCACUAGGCACACACAUGGUGCAUGGACCUAUGUUCAGGCAAAACACCCAUACACAUGUGAAGCCUGCCUACAGUAUGAAUUAUCUCCACCCCUGGGAGUGACAAUCAGCCUUUCAGCAAGAGUUUUGCUGUACAGAUACUUUCAUGUAAGGAACUAGGACUAGGUCCCUCAGGGAAGAGGGAAGCCAAGCUUAGGGAUAUUGUGGAGUUAUGACUAGCAGCUAUACGGCUGUCCUUCCUACUAGAGCACCUUUCUUCAAAACCACAAUUUAAGAGACAGACAUAAACCAAGCUGGGGGAUGGGACCGGAUGGGAAUCCUUCCUGUCAACUCUAAGCACCACAAGUAAGAAAUGCUUCCACGGGAAUACUCCAGACUGCUCACUGCUUAGCUCCCAGCUCUUUGCACAAUGUAAGCCUGUUUUCAUCUUGUGGUCACGUAUAAGAGAUCAUCCACAUGUUAACUCUCACUAGAUGAAAAGGCCCGCUCCCAUUCCGCUCAGUUUCCACAAGAUUCGGGCAAAGUCGCUCUUUUUAUUUUUUUUAAAUCAACCAAAAACUUGGUUCCAGGAAGAAACAAGCUAAAGAAACUGAGCACUGCCUAACUUUGGAGGUGCGACUCAAAAGCCGGAAGCCACGAGUUAAGGUAAAGAUUGCCAAAAAAAUGGGCAUUUAUCUAAUUAAACUGCGCACACUGUCUUUGUUGCUCCUUGGACUUCACAUUCCGCGGAGGACAAAAUGUGAGGGACAGUGGGAAAAGCCAAUAACCAGGCAGCACACAUUCUGGUUUGGAUUAGGGAUCAGUAACCCCAGCCCCUAGGCAGGCGGGCUUCUGCCUGGCUGCCUGACCUUGGGCAAGUCUCCCGCUUGUUGUCUUUUGCAAUUCCAGGAGGGGUGGUGCCCCUAUGCCGGUGAGAGUACCGUGUGUCGCCUGACAAGCAAAUGGCGGAGCCUUCCACCUGACGCAUCACCCAGAUCCCCACAUUUACGCCCCAGCGGCCCCACUCCUCGGCCCUCGGGCCCAGUUCGUGCAGCGCCGCACAGCAAACACCGGGACACCCGCGCGUUGAGGCCAGGCACGGGGAUCCGACUGUGAGGAUGAGACUUCAGGGCGCACGGGCACCGAUGCGGGGACCAGACCUGCUGCUAAUGUCCUCGCCAGAGCUCUGGGCCAAGAGUGGGGCCGACGCGGAGGAGCAGUGCUCUCUUACCUGAACGACAGCGCCAAAGCCGGGAGGCUGCGCCGCGCCAGCCUCACGCACCGAGCCGCCAUGACUACCCCCGGGGUCGCGUCACUGCACUCACACUGCGCAUGCGCGAAAGCCCCUACACCGGCUUCCCCACCUACUGCUGUUGUUUAGCUAAUCCGUGAUCGCCGUUGUUCUGAUGGACAGAUAAUUUCCACCAAUAAUUGCGAGUCAUGACAGAGUACCGGUUCCCCCUUCUCUGGUGGGCGGGGACUGAGGCUUCUGGGAGUCCCGGAAGUUUGCUCAGAAUGCAACAUAAGAAAAUGAACUAACAGCAGUGUGUGCAGGAGAGCUUCGAGGAUUUGGUGCAGAUGUUUGGUCAGUACUAUGGGGGAGGUCGCAAAGCUGAGAGAUGUCUGAGGAUGCUUUCUUGUAUAUGCAACUGCUUCCUUCCUCUCCCCGCUCCUUCAAAUUCCGAGACGGAAUUCCACGCUUCGUCUGUGGACUACAGUUUGCGAGUGCCCUCAAAAGGACCAAAAAGUCUAUUAUUUAACUUCGCUUUUAUUAAAACCAUUUCCUCAACA